Messenger RNA from Ascochyta rabiei, 1026 nucleotides. Its product is annotated as nuclease. The transcript has a single exon. Gene Ontology annotation, molecular function: RNA endonuclease activity; metal ion binding; nucleic acid binding. Gene Ontology annotation, biological process: apoptotic DNA fragmentation. Gene Ontology annotation, cellular component: mitochondrial inner membrane; nucleus. NCBI's taxonomy places the organism in Eukaryota, Fungi, Ascomycota, Dothideomycetes, Pleosporales, Didymellaceae. The record is from RefSeq and is a predicted model, not a curated record. Bases 1 to 1026 code for a protein of 341 amino acids.
AUGUCCAAAGUCACCUUUGCCAUCAUUGCAGCUGGCGGUGCAGCGGCCGGCGCAGCAGCAACAGCGGCCUUGUACUCGACGAAGAAAGACAGCCUCCCACUCACGCCCGUCACCACCACCACCACCACCACCACCGCCGCCGCCGCCGCCACCGUCACCGGCCUGCCGCGACCAAGCCCAGUUCCCGCCGUUCCCUCUACACCUGCGCCCGCCGCCGCCCGCCGUCCGCCGCCCGUCGACCCCAACGGGCUCUUCCAGUAUGGAUUCCCCGGCCCGGUCAACGACCUCCGCCCUGCAGCCUCGCUGACGUCGUCGUAUGACCGCGAGCGGCGCAACCCAGCGUGGGUCGCCGAGCACAUCACGCCGGCGUCGCUCGCCAACAGCAACGCGGACCGCAGGCACAGUGUGUUUGUCGAGGACGUAGGCAUCCCGGAGAAGUUCCGCGCAAAGCUCAAGGACUACUUCCGCAGCGGCUAUGACCGCGGCCACCAGGUGCCUGCGGCGGACGCCAAGUGGAGCCAGGAGGCCAUGGACGACACGUUUGCGCUGAGCAACAUGUGCCCGCAGGUGGGCGACGGCUUCAACCGCGACUACUGGGCGCACUUUGAGGACUUUUGCCGGAGGCUGACGCACCACUACCCGAGCGUGCGGAUUGUCACGGGCCCGCUGUACCUGCCCAAGCGCGAGGCGGACGGCAAGUGGCGCGUCAGCUACGAGAUGAUUGGGACGCCGCCUAAUGUCGCGGUGCCUACGCAUUUCUACAAGGUCAUCUUCGCCGAGGACGGGGCGCUGGGCGGCAAGGUGGCGCUGGGCGCGUUUGUGCUGCCGAAUGCGCGCAUCGACAACAAGAAGCCGUUGACCGACUUUGAGGUGCCCGUCGAGGCGGUGGAGCGGGCGAGCGGGCUGGAGUUUGCGACCAAGCUGGAUGCGAGCCGGCGCAAGAGGCUGUGCCAGGAGGUCAACUGCUCGGUGAUUGUCAAGGAGUAUGCGCAGCGACAGAAGGCGUUUGCCAAGCCGGCUGCUUGA